AUGGGAGCAUCAAAAAGAUCAUGUUUUGGAAGAAGCAAUUCGGUCCAAGCACCUGUAAACAACGGUAGCAAUCCAGACGUACAGCAGAGUACGAGAACCAACAACAGCCAACAGAUCAGCUAUCGCACAAGAAGGUUGCGCUCUGCUAGUCAAUCGACAUCGACGUCCAACUUGAACAGUAUCAAUAACAACGGUAGUGGAAGUGGCGGUGGUAGCAGCAACGUUGCCGGAAGUUCCUGCACUGGUGGUGGUAAUAUAGUAUCGCCAGCCUACAACAGUGGCCACAACAGUAACUUUUUCAACAACAACACUAUCACGUAUAACCACAACAACUGCAGCACAUUGCGGCACCAACGGCAUCAUCAGCAGCAACAGCAGCAGCAUCACCACCAUAUUAAUAAUACACGGUCGAGUACUUCCGGUACAAGCUCAACGGCAGUCACGACGGGGGCUUUAAUUUCAAGAGUGUUUGAUCACAGCAACAGCAGUGGUACCGCCGGCAGCCUCACUACUACCAACGCCACUUCAGCUAUAACGGCGGCCUCUGGAACGGAAGGAAUCAUUGCUGCCGCAAGCACUGCAACGCUCGCCACCGCUGGAGGCAGCAGACCCGGAAGUCAACAUCGGCGUGCGUCGCCCGGUGAUAAAAAAUCGCAGACACCGAGCAAAAACGAUGAUAAAAUGGAUGAGAGAAAACAAUCGCAACACAAAACCACGGGUAAGCAGCAACACCCUCGCGACCAGCAGCGCGAUACAACGCCGACCAGUAGAAAGAAUCGGAAAGAAGCUGAACCGUCUGCCAUUGAAUCGUCACCAAAGAAACGCAACCUGUCGCAGCAACGUCGAUCGAUGACUGCUGCCAGUGUCCAGCAAGCAGCACAAGUCGCACAGAAAUUAGCUAUGGAAGAAAUGUCACAAUCACCAGCCUCCACCACCACCCCCGUCACGACGGAAGACCCUAUAGGGGAGAGCGAAACAGAGCAUUCGGCUUGCGCGGAAGAUAAGGGCAUAAUCGAAGAUCAUGAUCCUCAAUCGGCCAUCCUUACGUCGCCUUCGAAGGAGAGUGGGGAAGAAGUUGCACUAGAUGCAUCAACCGAGAAGCAGAACGACACCGAAGCUAGUGGGGGCAAGGAAGAGAUGGACACCAAAGAGGCACGCAGAUCACAGGCCCUUACCAAUGAUUCCGGGAUUGACGGCGAGCAGCAGAUGGAGAUCCUUUCCAACCAUCACUUGGAGGAGAAUGGGGCGUUCGACCAGGAGCCGGCGGAAGAAACUGCCAUUGCAGAGGACGAAGCAGAGGUGCAGGAGCGACCGAAGCACGCUGGCGGUAGUUCGUGUGAAACGGACGGGUCCCAAAAUCGCACCAUUUUGCGCUUCGUCCGCAAGAGCCUCGAGAAUACCGGCAUGUCGGUGAUGUAUUCGAAAAACUUUAUCGAAAAUGAAACGAUCGAGACGGAGUACCCUCGGAAUCUGGAUGACAACAUCGAAAUACUGAGCCGUGAGGCCGAAAAUCUGGCUAUGCAGUUCAAACCAUCCGAGGAAAAGUUGGUGCAGUAUGGGCCAAUCUUUGAUCUGGAAAAAUUUGAAGAGCAACGCAAGCAGCAGAAAAAGGAAGACGACGAGGACGAGGCGAUAGGCAUCUCACCGUGCGGGCGCUUUCUGAAGUACGACAAGGAGGUUGGCAGGGGAUCGUUCAAAACCGUGUACCGGGGCCUGGACACGCAGACUGGUGUGGCCGUGGCUUGGUGUGAGUUGCUGGAAAAAAAGGUGAACCGUGUGGAACGGGCUCGGUUUCGGGAAGAGGCGGAAAUGCUGAAAAAACUACAGCAUCCAAACAUUGUGCGAUUUUACAACUACUGGGAAUCGGCGCCGACAGGGGGCAAUAAAAAGAAAAACAUUGUACUGGUCACCGAGCUGAUGCUGUCCGGCACGUUAAAAUCUUAUUUGCGACGAUUUAAGAAAAUUAAUCCCAAAGUACUGAAAUCCUGGUGCCGGCAGAUAUUGAAGGGAUUGCAUUUCCUGCACUCGCGCACACCGCCAAUCAUUCAUCGUGAUCUGAAAUGUGAUAAUAUUUUUAUAACCGGAACGACAGGGAGUGUUAAGAUAGGUGAUCUAGGGUUAGCCACGCUAAAGAACCGCAGCUUCGCAAAGUCGGUCAUUGGCACGCCGGAGUUUAUGGCGCCGGAAAUGUACGAGGAGCACUACGACGAGGCGGUCGAUGUGUACGCUUUCGGUAUGUGUAUGCUGGAGAUGGCCACUUCGGAGUAUCCUUACAACGAGUGCAAUACGCCCGCGCAAAUCUACAAAAAGGUUACGUCCGGCGUGAAACCGCAAAGUCUGGAGAAGGUGGAAAACCCGGAGGUCCGCGAGAUCAUCGAACGCUGCAUCCACGACAAGAAAGAGGGGCGCCCGACGUGCAAGGAGUUGCUGAAUUUUGAAUUUUUCUGCGAAGACAUCGGCAUUCGGUUGGAACCGAUGUCGAAGGAAUCGUUUCUGGCGAACCCCGACAACGUGAGGAUGGAGUUUCGGUUGCGCAUCAUGGACCCGAAGAAGCGUGUCAACAAGCACAAGGAAAACGAGGCAAUUCAGUUCGAUUUCGACAUCCGAGUGGACGAUGCGGACGAAAUUGCCAACGAAAUGUACAAGUCGGGCAUUCUGAUGGAAGACGACUCGAAGACGGUGGCCAAAAUCCUCAAGGUGCAGAUUCAGACGCUCCUGAAGGAGCGCGAAGAACGCGCCAGGCAGCUGCAAGUGGAACAGGAAAAGGAAGCACUGCAGAAGCAAGCGUUUCUGGCGCAGCAACUCUAUAUGCAGCAGCAGCUUCAGCAGCAAAUGGAAAACGAUCUGCAGGUGACCGAACUUCAGGUACCGCAAUUCCCGAACCAGCAGGCUGCCCAGCAGCAGCAGCAGCAGCAGCAGCAGCAGCAGGUUCCACAGACAUACUACCAACCUGCAUCGCUUCCCGCAUCCCAAGCACAGCAAAUCAUAUACCAACAGCAAAUAUCGGCACCGGUGGGCAACGAACAGCUGCAACAGCCGGGCUACCACCAGCCACAAGCACAGCAAAUAGCUGGACAGUACGUCAUGGGCCAACAGAUUCCCCUGCAACAACCACAACAACAGCAGCAGCAACAGCAGCAGCAGCAGUCACAGCAGCAACAGUUCCUUAAUCAAAUGGCCGCAGCUCCCCAACAGCAACCAGUGGUUCCGGUACAGCAACCGAACUUCUUACAGCAACAAGUAUUUCUUGACGGUCAACAGCAACAGUAUCUGCAGUCGAUUCAGCAGCUUCAACAGCAGCUGCAACAGCAACAACAAAAUCAACCUACGCAAGGUCAAUCGCAAGGAACGAACGUGCAGUACAUGAACCAGAUCGGGACCCAGCAGCAACUGGUGCACCAGUUUUUCCAGCUGCAGCAGCAACACUUUGCGAUGAUGCAGCAACAGCAACAUCAACAACAAGCAGAACUGCAGGAGCAGAUAGCUGUGCUUGAACAACAAUUGCAGGGUAUUAUGCCCAUACAUAAUCAAAUGCAGCAGCAGCAACAGCAGCAGCAGCAGCAGCAACAAAUUUAUGUGCAGCAACAACCCCAGCCGCAAGUGAAUUUGAUGCAGGGACAAUCCCUGCAAGCCGCCUCGUCGCAACCAAUGUACAUGCCGGCGCAGCUGAACAAUUCCGAUACUUUGGUGCAAUUGCAUCAGUCGAUGCCCGCACCCCAACCGCAGCCCGGAUCUUUGACCAUGCCGCAUCAGCAACCACAACCAGUCGCCACGCAACCUCCUCAACCCCAGCCACCUUUGCAGCAGCAACCGUUCGUUAAGCAACAAACGCCCCCGAUGGUGCUACCACCACAUCAUAUACAGUCCACCCCACAACAGCCCACACAAGCCACUCAGACAACGCAGACAAUGCCCAUGCAGGUAGGGUCGCAGGCUUCCCCAGGCCUAUUGGCAUCCCAGCCCCAACCUACUGCAGCCCAACAGGUGGUGACCCAACAACAGCAGCCUCCGAUAGCUACCGUAAUGAAUCCGUCGAUUCCGGCCAAUAGCAACAUUGCGCAAAACGGAUCUUUGGCAGCAACUGCGGCAGCAGCUUCACCAGCGAUCGCAACGCCGAACCAGACAACAGCACAACAGGACCAGGCAACCCCAGUUGCCGUUCCGUCCGCACAGACCGCCCUUCCGAAGCGGCUCACAAAUGAGAUGAAAAAGCGGCGCAACCAUCGUUCAACCGAGCGCAGUCCGAAGCUACACGUGCUCGGCUACGAAAACAACAUCAUCGAGUGCGAGAUGGAAAACCGCCCGAAAACGAUCAAAUUCAAGUUCGACCCGAAUAACGUAAACCCGGUCGAGGUGGCGCAGGAUCUUGUCUCAAAAGAUCUUCUCAGCGAGUCACAAACAAUGAUAUUUAUCGAAAUGGUGCGCGACAUACAGCGACAGUUGAAAGAAAACCCGAACCAGCUGCCAGUCGCAUCGCAGUGCUACCGGCGAUCAACGGAAAAGGUGCGCCACGCGUCUCUAACACGUCAACGUUCGAACUUUAAAACACACCAGAGACACAGAUCUCGCGAUGAGACAUCGACAACGGCAGCGAACUUUACGCACAUCUUCGACCCAACCAUCAUCGAUCGGCAAGCCCUGGCUACGGGCGUGUCGAGUACAACCACAUCGUCUACAUCUUCCUCACCGCUGUCCCAGCAGCAGCCAUCGUCCGCAAUCGGCACAUUGCAGACAAAUGGCGAAGUCGGACCACCGUCAGGAGAAGUGCCCACCACGGAAAGUGCCGAUAAUGCGCCAUCGCUCUCGGAAGCAGCAACCAUUCAAAGCUACGAAUGCAACGACGCGGACACCGGCGAUGAUUUGCUGGCCACCGUCACGGGCGUCUCGACCAUGGUGGACGAUGGUACGAACGACAACAAUAGUAGCUGUGAUGAAAACUCUCGCAAAGCCAGCACGGUCAGCACAGAGUACACAUCGCACGAAAAUACGCCCGAAAACACGAUCACGUCCGGCAGCAAUAUGACCCUGUUGCAGCAGCACCUAAACUUUGGCACCGAACAGGAUCAGUGUGUAGGCAGCAUCGAGCAACAGCCGGAACCUACGGAUGAUCAACAGCUGCGUCAACCAGGUGUUCAGUCUACUUCAGUGCCAUCAGUACCAGCAGUAAGCGGCAGCGAUGAAGCUGGGAGUGAGCCUGUCUGCUCUACGGACCCACUUGUGGAAACUUCUAGUCAAAGUACGCAUCAACCGGUGGCAGACGCGAACACACGGGAACCGCUCGGCGAUGGCUCGGUGGAGACAAAAUCAGACACAGUAGCAACAGCAGAGCAAAGCAAAACACCCGUAACCCCGAUGUUGAAGGAACGUAAAAUGUCUCGCUUCUCGGUGACGCCCGUUGUGCUGCCCGUCGCCUUGGCCGAAGAACAACAGCAGCAGCAGAGUGAAGCGGUGUCGGUGGUGGACUCUUCUCAGCCUCCCCAAGCUGACGCGGUCUUUGUGGAGACGUUGAACCGAGAAGCAGGAACCACCACGACGGACGCUGCCGAUGCUGUCCUCCAACCGAUGGACAAUGCACAGCAACAACUGAAUGAAGCCCUUCUUCAACAACAGCAAGCCAAUGCGUACAAUGAGGCCUUACUUCAGCAACAGCAGUCCAAUGCGUACAAUGAAGCCCUUCUUCAGCAGCAGCAGCAACAAACGUACGUUCAGCCACCAGACAUGACGGUCCAGCAGCAACAGCAGCAGAUGUAUCUUCAGCAACACCCGAUCGAUGUGGCUUUCCAGCAGCAACAGUAUCAACAAGAGAUGGCGAUACAGCAGGCCCUUCUGCAACAGCAGCACCUGCAAUUACAGCAACAGCAAGCCUCUGGUCUGACCAUGAUGGCGGCCAGCGAAGCCGUCGCACAAGCUGAGUAUGAUCUGCAGCAACAGUACUACCAACAGCAGCAACAAUUUCAACAGCAGCAACAAUACCAACAGCAUUUGCAACAACACGCCCAGCAGCAGCACCAGCUGUUACUGCAGCAGCAGCAGCAACAACAACAGCAGCAGCAGCAGCAACAUCAACAACAGCAGCAGCAGCAGUUACAAUUCCCUCAACCAAACGCUGCCAACAACCCUCCGCCCGGCGGCAGUGGUUUCAUGUCCGCGCAGACAUCCAUCGAUCAGGGGUCUCGUGAUUCACUGCCAAGCCGCAUGCCGGAAACGUUGGAGCAACUCAAAAUCGGACUCGAAAGUAUCACGCACGUGCACGUAAAUACAAACAAAUCGAGCGCCAGCGGUGGAGGUUCCGCCAGUCUCUCGUCACAGGCCAGCGCCACGGCGUUGUCGGCAAUGGUUUCGCCCCACCCGUCGCAAUAUCCGAUGCAGCCGGGAAUGGGCGAAGCGCUACAGCAGCAGCAGCAGCAGCCACCGCAGCAGGUUGUGUUUUAUCAAUCUCAAGAAUACAUCAUAUCGGAUCCGACCGGCGGUGGCGGAGUUCCGCCGGAGCAGCAGCUAAUGGAACAAAACAGCCGACCACAGGAGUACGUGGUCGAAGGGGCAACCUAUGCAGCGGUCGUGGCAGGGGACUUCCAAACGCAAGCAAUUCAGCAGCAGCAGCAGCAGCAGCAGCGGGUGGUACAGCAACAGCCGUACGCAUCGAGGCGCACUUCGGCAGAACUUUCUGGUACGCUAAUGACCGAUGCCAUCGAAGGUGCGGUUGAUCUAGCGGUGAUCGGUGAUGCACCGCCACUACAACCGACACCGAAUACGAACACUGGUAGUGGCAAUGGCAGCGACACUGGUACGCCGAAUGCAGCAACGCAGCCCCGGGAGCAGGAAAAGCGGCUCUCAAACCAAGGCAGUGUUGAUCGCAUCGAUAGCUCCGGAGCCCACGCGUCGCUGACGGGUUUGCAGCUCAAACUAUCGCAACUGUCGGUUAGCGCAGAUUCAUCCAAACCGCUCACUACAACCGUAGAUCCACAGUUGCUGCUCGCGCAGCUCGCGGUCGUCACUAGUCCGUCGGUCGAGCAGCAAACGGAACCCAAGUUUCCGCACGAUGCUAAACCAUUGAUACGCAAAGUGUCCCGGUUUCAGGUGCAAACCGUUCAAGAAUCUCCUCGUGCAACCGAACCGCUCCCGGCAGCUUCUUCGCAAGGAAGUGUUGCUGCUGCGGUCGGCAAUAACAGCAGUGAACCUCAACUAGCUGCAUUGGCACAACCAAUCGUCGACACGCAGCAGCAUCACCGUGCGGCGUACCCUUCGCCGACGGAUGAAAAGUCUUGCCAAACGUUUCCGGGGCCGCAGUUGGCAACUAGCGUGCCGGUUGCUGGUGGGUUGGUUUGUGAAGUACCCACCACCAACGACCUGGAAGCCAAGCUAAACCAGGUCAUCCCAAAGACACCGAACCUGGAACUGGCAGCGCCAAGCUUUAAUAUCACCACUCCUAUUCAGCAACCGCAAACUAUUCAACAGCAACUACCGCCCCAAACGCAGCCGGCGUACGGUUUACCGUCGGUUCCGGUGCAGCACAUGCCGCCGGCUCAGCUGUCGAAUCCUGUUCCUAUGCCAGUCAAUGCUAAUAUCUCAUUUGCAGAUGGAACGCAGCUUCCGAUGGAUGGCGGAUCGUCCGUGUAUGGUACGCUACCCCCACAGCAGCAACAGCCCAACACACAAGCGCCGCCUCAGCAACCCCUACCGGAACCAUCGUUCAACAACGCGGACAUUGGGCAGAAUUUGGUUGCUAUCCAAAAUCAUCUCUGCGCGCUACAGCUUAUGUCCAGUGCCCGGCAGCAACUGCAGCUACUGCUGCAGCGGCAGCACAUCGAGCACGAGGAGCUAAAGCUACGCCAUUUUCUCGAACUGGAGAAGUUUCUCAAGCAGCAGAAAGAAGAAAUGAAACCGCCAGCAGCUGCUCCUGUUCCUGCUGCCGCCACCGUCGCCCCCGCUGCCUCGGUGCCUGCUGCACCACAGCAAAUGAUCUCCACGCCACCGCAAAUUGCUGCCACGGCCAGUCAGCAGCACGCAUCGUCUCUUUCUUCCUCCGUUCUGGCGAACGGCAGCAUGAUCACAGAACUGUCCUCUCCCACGAUACCUACAAAUCGAGGAAUGGGCUUCGACAUUAGCUCCGUGGGACCGUCGCCAGCAGCUGGCGGGGUUUCGUCGUACGGCAGCUACACCAGCAGCGGAACGGAAACCGACCAGGAAGUUGCCAAUCUGACGGCGGCCGCCAGUAUGGAAGCGAUGGUGAUAAUACAGCAGCAACAGCAGCAGCAACAACAACAGCAACAGCUUCAGCAGCAACAGCAACAGCAACAGUAUCACCAACAGCAGUAAUUACAAGGUGUGUUGAUGGACACUAGCUUCUUCGCGUGUAUAUAUUUUGUUAGCAACCAGAGGAAGCAGUCCGCAGCGCCGCACGCGUCUUUAUCGUGCCAGCAAUUGGGAUGUUUCAAUUAAUGAUGUAAUAUCCACAGUAACCUGAUGGCACCUAAGGAUGAUGUCAGCAGCUUUGUAGUUUUGUGGGUUGAUGCAAUCUGCGUACUCAACCAGCAAGCAACGAUCUCAUUCCACAUGUUCCACAUUCGCCCGGUAGUCUUCAGAGGUUGAGCGACAACACCUUAUGAACCACACCAGUCCUUCCGGGGGGGGAGCGUAUCCUGCACAGAAAACGCCGAUGUGAAGCCGUCACGACGAUGCCGUCUGCAGUCUGAAGGAUGUGAUGUUUAAACGAAACAAAAUGCAUUGAAUAAUAUUGCGCGCGCCCCAUACUACACCGAGUCGAGUGUCGAUACUCUUGAAUGGCUAAAACAUGGACGAAAGAAGCCAAAUAAAACGAAAAAAGAGGAAAACGCGAGCAAACAGAAACUAAAUGUUGACCCUUAGCAAAAGGAAUAGUCGAACACGUAUAUAAAUUUCACAUAUAUGAGCAUAUGUUUUAACGGAUACUACUAUAACGCUAGAGUAGCUUUGCUGCGAUUGGCCUUUACAACUCACGGCUAACGUUCCAUUUGUACGACAGGCGCGCCCGCCACGGCACCCGCCGCCGUCGCUCGCAGCAGCACACAAUAUAAAGGAUGCGCAUAGGGAAAGGAUAGCCGUCGCGUAGAAAAGACUGGUGUGUGCGAGUUUGUAUGUAUGCGUGCGUGUGUGUGAGUGUGCUAAUUACCAAAAUUCAAGAACGCGCACCAAUGGCCGUUUAUCACAAAACAAUACACAAUACCCAGAGAUACUCGCUGUGUUGCACAUUCUAGUAAUGUGCGCGUUUAUGCCGGGCGGAAGCGGACGAAGGGCUUUUGGAUCGCUUCGUCGCAUGUUCUCGUUUUUUUUUUAAUCUGCUCCAAAAAGCCUGGUAAGGAAUUUAUGAAUUCAGGAACAAGAAAUAUUGGCUAGAGCGAGCUCUCCCUGGUGGUAUAUAAAGAAACGAAUCAAUAGUCGGUCCGUCACACGUGCGUUCUAUUUGAAAAGUAGUUGUGAAUUAAUUAUCGCGGUUUUCGUAGGACCGAAUCAAUCGCAAAAAAAACAUAAGCAGAGCAGAACUGGCCACGAAGAGAGACAGAUUGACGAUGAAUCGAACCGAAAAUGAUGGUAAGACGCUUGUUAUGACGAUCCUUGUUAACGGAGCAAACUAAACGUGAUUUGACAGCGUUGUAUUGUGACGAAACGGAAAAUAAAGAUAGUAACAGAUGAGAGCUGUUGUGGACAGCGACGCCGCCGGCAAGAGUGUUAUGCUGGCAAAAUUAAACAAUAGGAUCGAAUAGACCGCGAAUUGCGCUGUGGCUGGGCGGCCAAAAGUCCAAAACUGAUAAAGGUGGCAUUCAAAUUUAUUGUGUAUUAUAUUCUAUUCGAUACUAUUAAGAUAUUAAAUAUCUAUUCGAAAAA
Messenger RNA from Anopheles cruzii, 9861 nucleotides. RefSeq lists its product as uncharacterized. Lineage: Eukaryota; Metazoa; Arthropoda; Insecta; Diptera; Culicidae. The coding region runs from base 1 to 8316 and encodes 2771 amino acids. Gene Ontology annotation, biological process: monoatomic ion homeostasis; positive regulation of sodium ion transmembrane transporter activity; positive regulation of potassium ion import across plasma membrane. The transcript has 14 exons. The record is from RefSeq and is a predicted model, not a curated record. Gene Ontology annotation, molecular function: chloride channel inhibitor activity; protein serine/threonine kinase activity; ATP binding. Gene Ontology annotation, cellular component: cytoplasm.